AUGGAUAAAGAAACUUCAAAAUCUACCCACGAAACGAGAAUCAGCGUGGAAGAGAUGCAAGCGACCUUAGCAAAGACGCUCAAGUGUCUUGCUGAAGAGAUUCAAGAGGAAACCACCAAACUUCAAACCCUUCAGCAAGAGGUGGAGAAAAACACCCAAGAGUUUCAGCGAUUGUUCCAGUCCUUUCUGACCCUAAUGAGGCGGGAGCAAAAGGAAGCGAUUGGACUCUUACAAAUAGGGACAUUCCUUGAAUAUUUUGACCUUAUGAUCUAUGUGCAUAUGGCAGUUAUUUUGAACGAGUUAUUCUUUCCACCCACUGACCCUAAAACCGCAGCAGUUCUCACAGCUUUUGCCUUUUGUUCAACAUAUUUUUUGAGACCGUUUGGUGCCUUAAUCUUUGGUUAUAUUGGGGACAAUUUUGGUCGAAGGCCAACGGUGAUUAUUACAACAACCAUUAUGGCCUGUUGUUGUAUGAUGAUGGCCAAUCUUCCGACCUAUGCGGAGAUUGGUAUUACAGCGGCUAUAACUGUAUCUGUCUUGAGAAUUAUGCAGGGUAUGUCUUCUAUGGGAGAAAUUAUGGGAGCUAAAAUAUAUAUCACGGAAAUUGUUAAACCUCCCCUUCAGUACCCGAUGGUAGAAUCCAUCACAUUAGUGUCCACAUUAGGAGCUGUUGCAGCUCUCGGGGUAGCAAUGCUAUCGACACAAAUAAUGUUCAAUUGGAGAUUAGUCUUUUGGUUUGGAGUUAUUAUUGCGCUUGUUGGCCUAUUUGCGCGCACUAAACUUCGAGAAACACCAGAAUAUGCCGACGCAAAAAUAAAGAUGAGAAGAGCAAUAGAAAGCACGAGGGAAGCAGGACUUGAAAAACCUGCUGAGUUGCUGAUGAGCCUGAGGAAGAUUCCAACAGAGAAAACAAAAAAGG
Stylophora pistillata is the source of this 919-nucleotide messenger RNA. Its product is annotated as putative proline/betaine transporter. The record is from RefSeq and is a predicted model, not a curated record. Lineage: Eukaryota; Metazoa; Cnidaria; Anthozoa; Scleractinia; Pocilloporidae.